CAGGGCGCUGUUAGAGUUGAAAAAGCCAGCGUCUGCCGGUGCCAUUUAUUCUGUUUCUCAUCUGUGAAGUGCAGAGCUUGCCGCCAUGGCAAGAACCAAGCAGACGGCCCGUAAAUCCACUGGUGGCAAGGCGCCCAGGAAGCAGCUCACCACGAAGGCUGCCCGCAAGAGCGCCCCCGCUACCGGCGGCAUGAAGAAGCCUCACCGUUACAGGCCCGGCACCGUGGCUCUGAGGGAGAUCCGCCAUUAUCAGAAAUCUACUGAGCUGCUCAUCCGUAAGCUGCCCUUCCAGCGCCUGGUAAGAGAAAUCGCCCAGGACUUUAAAGGACAUGGGACAUGGAUUUUUUUCUGGACCGAUUUGCGCUUCCAGAGCUCGGCUGUCAUGGCACUGCAGGAGGCGAGCGAGGCAUACUUGGUCGGCCUGUUCGAGGACACUAACCUGUGUGCCAUCCACGCCAAGAGAGUGACCAUCAUGCCCAAGGACAUUCAGCUGGCAUGCCAUAUUCGCGGAGAGCGCGCUUAA
This is a messenger RNA of Neoarius graeffei (lesser salmon catfish), 523 nucleotides long. Its product is annotated as histone H3-like. Gene Ontology annotation, cellular component: nucleosome. The record is from RefSeq and is a predicted model, not a curated record. The coding region runs from base 86 to 523 and encodes 145 amino acids. NCBI's taxonomy places the organism in Eukaryota, Metazoa, Chordata, Actinopteri, Siluriformes, Ariidae. The transcript has 2 exons. Gene Ontology annotation, molecular function: structural constituent of chromatin; DNA binding; protein heterodimerization activity.